AUGGCACUGCACCAGUCUGGGUCUAUCAAGGGUCUGCCUCCGCGGCAGCUGCACCCAACCGGUGCUGAACCCACCCUUUCUCGGGGAACUACUGCCCAUUUCCAAGAUGCGAAGCUCGAGUCUGCCAGAGCUGGUUCAUCUCACCCUUCGCCAAGAACCCCUGUCCCACGAACAUAUACUCUUUGGAUCCACGAGGAGACGUUCUCCCGCGAGGAUGUUCUCUGCAACGUUCAAGCCCUGGGCGAUGUAGGAUUCAAGGUGGGACAGCUGGUUGAAGUAAUGCCUGCACAUGGCGAGCAAUUACUCUCUCACAGGAAGUCCGAAUCCGCCGGCACGUAUUUUCAUGAUGGCGCAUUUUUCUCGCGGAGAUCCCUGGGCCGUGGAACUAGCUCUUUGAAAUUCGCAUACGGCAGAGACCCGAAGAGGAGAAUUUCUGCGCGUUUUCUAUUUACCAUCAAGCCCUUUCCGCCCGAGGUGAAAUCCAGACACCCCAAUCUCCAAGUCUCCGUUUCCCACACCGUGGCCAAUGCCUUUGGCUUCAAGAACCGCAUGCAGGUCCAGAUCUCGCACAGAAAACCUGAGACGUGCACGGCAUCCCACGUGGAAUUGAUCUUUCGGGACCAGUUUCUUCUUCGUUCCGAUAUGUGGAGAUUGACCAUGUCGGAUCUUGUGGACCGGCCCAUCUACAAGGGCCAGAAAAUUCUUUUCAUGAAUAGCAUCAAGGCCACUGUAAAGUCUGUAUACAUCAGAGGCAAAAAGUCACUGUCUGCUUAUUUCUCCCCAAACACGAUUCCUAUCUUUCGAAGCGAAUCAGCGCGGUUUGUUCUUUUCAUUCAAAUGUCUAAGGAAAUGUGGGAUUUCGAUUCGGAGCCCACCGGCGACAUUCUGUUCAGCCGAGUGAUUAACAGCAUGUUGCCAGAAUUAUUCAAGCGGUGGGCGCGUAUCGAUGCUCAUCACCUAGUCACCAUCGUCCUCUUUACAAGAGUGCAAUAUGACCUUGAAGCUCUAGCUUCGGGACCCAGUGCUCUAAACAGCGCCUUUUUGAACCGCUCACCCGACGAUUCUUCACCGCACACUCAAGACUUUUAUCGUGUUGUGGUCAACGACAUGCCUAGUGGCCAGUGGACUACCAUUUUGGACACAUUGAAACAAGAAUUCCGUGUCUUCCUGCGAGAUGUCUCAAUACCUCCCCCAUAUUUCCCGGAGACGUCAAUUGCAGCGGAAGAUAUCCCUAGGUUUACCGAUUCCUUCCCCCCUAAAAUUGCUGGGUGCCCAACAUCUGCGGUCCGUGGUAAUAUCCUGGAGGCGAUUAACGUUGCAACAUCUUACCUCGCUUUCGAGCAUAUUGGUCGCGACCUGGUUAGAACAGGAACUUCAAUAGUUAUUAUUACUCCAGGAACGGGCGUAUUUGAGGUUCCGUUCAAGAUGUUGGCUUUGACUUCAGACGUACUUACUAGUCGAGCCAUAGGCAUUGACCUCAUUUGUCUUAGCCCUAUGCCGCUUCAUUCAGUUCCACUCUUCAAGUACAAGCUUCCUCGCAAUACAUCUCAUCAGCAUGGCGGCUCCAUUUCAAACCGACUACAUCAAAACGAGCAUCGUCGAAUGUCAAUCAGUUUAUCCACAGGUCGCCUUUCUCCUCUUGAUAGGCCGGGGAGCGCAUUUUCUGACCAGGCUCUCGAAAGUAUAGGAGGUACUGCUGAAGAAGACGAAUGGGGUUAUGGUAUUCCACAUUGGGUGGACAUCUCUUUUUGGGAUCCCAAGCUGGACCGGGCCAGUAGAGUCGCAUCAAAAAAAGGAUCUAUAGCUCUUCCAGCAAUGGCCACGUUUUCAAAACGGUCUCAACCUUUUGUUCCAAAGGUGAGGCUUUAUGAAAUACAGAUGAUGGGCGUCAUGGAGAGUGAACAGUCAAGCGUAUCCAUUCCUCCUAUGGCUUCUUCAACUCGCCACCAGAAACGUCCCAAUACCAUGAUCUCUCUUGGUACGUCUCUUGGCCACAGCCCAUCCCCAGAAUCAUCUUAUAGAUCACAUGGAGGUGACGGAUUCCGGCCUAAAUCGUACAUGUAUAACAUAAAAGAGUCUAAGAAGAGUAUGCUGCCACCGCAAGCCAAACAACGUACGAACCUCAUCGAAUGGAUGGAUGAGUAUGACCACUUAAUUUUCCAUCCGAAGGUACAGCAGCAGCGGCAACAACGCUCUGUGAAGCGGCCAAAAGGGAAACAGAUUACUGAGGUAGCUGAAAGUACCACUUUCAAGCCGCCGGAAAUCAAACGGAACAGGGACGUAAAUGAAAGAGAUGGCCAGUAUAUAUCCCCUUUUAGUCGACCUCGUAUCAAAUAUGACCGAAUUGACGAAGAAGCUCCUUCUCCGUCAACCAAAAUGACAGUCCCAUCACUCAUUGCAGAGAGGAGGUCCAGUAUCAAGCCGAGGCCUCGGUUGACCGUUCCGCGUAUUUCCAAAUCCAUUAGCUUUGCUUUACGUGGACUUGGUGCUGCUCCUCCAAGAGCACAGGCAAGGACUGAAAUAAAUGCCGAACAUGUCCAGGCUCUACCAACAACCGGUGGCAAAACUCCAGAGGACGCUACAUCCGAAGCUUCUGCUGUUGACACACCAAAAACAUCAUCUCCUCUUAACUCUGGAGCUACGACGCCCAGGUUCUGGAAUACUGUGGAUAAUAUUGCUGAGGAUAUUGAAAUAAUGACGCCAUCAAAGCCUAUUUCUAUUAAAAUUGCUCGACAGGUUGAUGAUGACAGUAGCAUCGAGCCGAUGCAUUUAGACGAAACCUUCUCCUCCCACACAGGUGAAAUGCGGCAUGAUUCGUUACAACACGAUAGUCAAGGGACACUGCCUGUCAAAAGAACAGGAAGGAGGUUGGACCUUCUCAGCAAUGGCGAGUCUUCUGCUACUUCAACAGUGUCUGCUGCAGAUGCACUGUCUCCUUGGAUACGCUCUGUCAAUCCCUGGAAUCCGCCAAAGCAUGCCCCUACUCGUGCAAGCUGGUUUGGACGCUGGCAUCAUGUCUAUCCCCGAAUGCCAAAAACGAUAUCCGUAAAGUGGAAGAGUUUAAAGUCGCCAGCGUCACUACCACUCACUACCGAGGAGCUACCUUCGGACGCGGAGCUUACUACGAACUUCCUUCAAAGUCCAUAUAGAGUUUAUCAAAAUGAAGAUCCUGGUUAUGAAACGCCUAAAACGAGAGAAAUGCUACUUCGAGAAAUGAUUGCCUUGAGGUUAUCUCACGGGUUCCAAAUAGUUGUUGGGAAACGAGUGGAAGAUCCAUCCACAGGCCUCGUCAAUAUCUUUGAUACUAAGACAUUGCCAAAAGAUGGUGCAACCAUUUUCAUGGUGAGAGGGAAUGUUAUUCACAGAAUCGUAUGCGCUGAAGGCGAAAUUGAAGUUACGAAGUUCAGCCGCCGAUUGCUGAAUGGAUUUCCCACCGACGAACUGGAUGACGCUUCGAUAAGUUAUAGUCCGGCUGUUAAAACCAUUUUGAGCGCCCAGUAUUGCAAAAAUACUAUCAUUUUGGGUGUACCUCCGGAAGAGUAUAAUUGGAAUUUAGCGGAUGCAUUUAUUGCCGGCCAUAGAGACCAUAUCACCAAUUCUAUCAAACAACUUCGAUUUUGGCGAACCAGAUUUGUCUUAAUACCUGUCCAGGUGCCCACAAAUGCGAGAAUGCAAAUCUCUUCAUAUCACGAGGACAAUGAAGAGGAAAUUCACCUUCUUGGAAUUUACAAGCUAACUCAAAUGUGGCAACGAUACAGAUACGUACCUCCAGAAGUCAAGCGGCUGAAGCCUGCUACCCUCAAAAGCAAAGACGAAAACCCUUUAAACAUCAUAUACCAAACAAGUGAUCCUUCAGUAGUUGUGGCUGCUGAGCUCGAUAGAUUACUUUUAGAAGAUCCUGGACUAGACAAUACACCUGCCCAGUUACUACCUGAUUCAGAGUUGCUCACAAGAUCGGACAUUACCCUUUCGUUCUUGUCCCAGAGAAUUCAAAGUAAGAAAGGGGUAAAAUUGAUGGAUAGAAGAUGGCACUGGCGUCUUCAUUACAAUUGCUUUGUUGGCAUGGAGUUCACAACUUGGCUUUUACUAAACUUUCGCGAUAUUGAUAGUAGGGAAGAGGCAGUCGAAUUUGGAAACGAGCUGAUGAAGCAUGGGUUGUUCAACCACGUUCAGCGGCGUCACGAUUUCAGAGAUGGCAAUUACUUCUAUCAGAUUUCAGACGAAUUUAGGAUACCUCGCCCAGAAUCAAGAGGUGGAUGGUUUCAGCCGCGCAAGACUGACAAAGCCAGUCCAAAUACCCCCGUGGGUGAAGGCAAAAAGCAAUCGCCAUCCAGCACCUAUACAAGGUCAGAUAAAAGUGUCGACGAUCUGGGUAAAGUCGACGUUACAAGCAAUCCAAGAUUAAACCGGCCUCGACCAUCAGUUUUCCUCGCGAAAUCCUUGAAAUAUAAUGUUGACCCACGCAACCGAUCGGAUCGACCGGAAAUCAUUGACCUCCAUUACGACAGGACUCAUAACCCGGAAAAUUGUUUCCAUAUCGAGCUAAGCUGGAUGAAUGCCACGCCUAAGCUUGUGGAAGAUGCUAUCAUGUCCUGGGUUGGAACAGCAGAAAAAUAUGGAUUGAAACUUGUUGAGCUACCGAUAUCUGAAGCAUCAUCCAUCGUGGAAAGACAGGUAUUCCGGCGGCCGUAUCCCAUUAAACUAAAAGUCAACCCUCCCGAAGUCAAUGCAACGACGUUACCCACUGCAACGUCGUUUACUUCGCAGGCAGUACCUGACCGCUAUUUAUACCAAAGGGCAAUUUUGAAAAAAUUUGAUUUUGUCCUAGAUUUUGAAGCCAAAGAUUCAUUUCCCCCUGACGUGGACGUCUUUUACAGUUGGGGCAGACCCAGCUAUCAAUUCCCCCAAUAUGUUCACCGCAGCGGAGCGGCUCUUGCUCAAAUCACUGAUGAAGGCCAUUUUCUUCUUCUCUCCAACCGUUUCUACAACAGCCACAGCCCAGUGAAUUUUAAAGAUCCUAGCCGAUUCGAUCGCUCCUCGGAGUAUUUUCCACGUGCUAGAGCAGUGACACUCGAUCCACUCGAUCGUCGUUCUCCGCUGGCUCCACCAGUCGUUCGGCCCAUCCCUGGAGGAGACAGUUUAGGGAUUUUCAGCCCACCACCCCCUGUCCCCAUAAAGGAGGGGGUGCGAAACUCCUACUACGUUACACGCCAGAUCAAAGAUGAAAUGCGUGCGUUCUGCUCUAACGUUGAAAAGCUUGAAGCGUUUUAUGCCGAGGUCACAGCGUCGAAAAGUAAACCGACGGCCAUACCACCAUCGACAUCGGUAAAGGUAAGCCCGACUGUGCCGACGACAAUGGAUGCGUCGAUACCGUCCUUGGAGCUACCAGCUAGUAUCGUUGCUAGGAACCUGCAUUUGCCCGCACCGGCCUCUCUGGCACCAACGAAGGUGACGGGUGAGAUUCCUCAAGUCUCCGGAUCGAUCGAUGCCGUGGUCAGGAGUGCCAGCAUUUCCAGCCCGGUACAGCGUGCCUCGAAGCGUUAA
This is a messenger RNA of Ophidiomyces ophidiicola, 5544 nucleotides long. RefSeq names its product vacuolar membrane-associated protein iml1 (gene IML1). Lineage: Eukaryota; Fungi; Ascomycota; Eurotiomycetes; Onygenales; Onygenaceae. The coding region runs from base 1 to 5544 and encodes 1847 amino acids. Gene Ontology annotation, molecular function: GTPase activator activity. The record is from RefSeq and is a predicted model, not a curated record. Gene Ontology annotation, biological process: negative regulation of TORC1 signaling; intracellular signal transduction; positive regulation of autophagy. The transcript has a single exon. Gene Ontology annotation, cellular component: GATOR1 complex.